AUGCCGCCUACACCACAACAUGCCUGGCUGGAGCGCAUAAGAUGUCAUGCUGUCCUGUACAUGACCCCUACCCAGAUCUGCCAAGAUGCAAAUGCUGAGGCUCGAUUCCUGGAAGAACUCGAGACCACACGCGAUAAGGUCACCACCCUUGGGCGACUGAAUCUUCCAAAGUCUAACAGGGAUAUCACCAUGAGGGAGAUCCCAUAUCCUGGCACCCCAGACAGAAUGCUCCUUCUGUACCCGCGGUGGAAGUCCAGUUGGAGCAAAAUGGCCUCUUCAGAUUUUGGAUACAAUGUCAAAUUAGAGAGAUAUUCCGCAAUUGUUAGGCAGGAAGCCAUGGUAUGA
Molecule: messenger RNA, 345 nt
Organism: Pseudogymnoascus destructans
Lineage: Eukaryota; Fungi; Ascomycota; Leotiomycetes; Thelebolales; Thelebolaceae
Exons: 2
Coding region: 1-345 (114 amino acids)
Source: RefSeq, a predicted model, not a curated record